Molecule: messenger RNA, 1938 nt
Organism: Talaromyces amestolkiae
Lineage: Eukaryota; Fungi; Ascomycota; Eurotiomycetes; Eurotiales; Trichocomaceae
Exons: 1
Coding region: 1-1938 (645 amino acids)
Molecular function (GO): oxidoreductase activity
Source: RefSeq, a predicted model, not a curated record
AUGGCGGUAGAUAUUGUUGAUGCCGAAGGCCUCGACACUUCUGGUAUGGAAAAAAAGGGGGGUUGCCACGAGAUUGAAGUGGUGAGCAGCUGUCUGCAGUGUAUAAGAAUCGAAACGAAAAUAGAAGACAGCAGUCUCGACACCAAAGAACGACUUAAAGAUUUUGCGCGAAAUCCAUGGAUCGAACAUGAACCCUCCACAGCUCCCAGGCAUAAUUCUCUAGCAACUUCAAAUCAUACCAAAAUCGUGAUUAUCGGGGCAGGAUACGGUGGCCUGUUGUUUGCAGUCCGCCUUCUGCAAUCUGGAAUAUCACUGGAGGAUAUUUUGCUGGUUGAUGCAGCUAAUGGAUUCGGAGGUACAUGGUACUGGAAUCGCUAUCCUGGACUGCGAUGCGAUAUCGAAAGCUAUAUCUACAUGCCUUUGUUGGAGGAGACAGGCCACGUGCCUAGCCGAAAAUAUGUUUCAGGCGAGGAACUUCGUCAGCAUGCUGAUGCCAUCGCUCGACAGUGGCAACUGGACAAACGAACCCUCUUCAAUACAACAAUGAAGUCCCUCACAUGGGAUGACAAAACGCUCACUUGGACAGGACUUGGGACUACAACGACUUUUGAUCAGGAGGCAACGCGACCACUUGUUCUUUCGUCGGAAUUUGUCAUCGUGGCCACAGGUUCCUUGAGCAAACCUAAAAUUCCUGAACUCGCCGGUAUAGACGACUUCCAGGGUCACAUAUUCCACACAGCUCGCUGGAAUUACUCGGUGACUGGAGGGUCGCCCCAAGCACCUCAUCUAGAACGACUGAAGGAUAAGCGAGUUGGAAUAAUAGGAACAGGUGCUACUGCGGUCCAAGUGAUCCCAGAACUAGCGAAGUGGUCCAAGGAGGUGUAUGUAUUUCAGCGAACACCGUCAGAAGUCGGCAUCGAGCCAAAUCCAGCCACCGACCGGGAUUGGUGGGAAGAGCAUAUCCAGAAGCAGGGGCAUGGGUGGCAGAGACGACGUGCCGAGAAUUUCAAUUCGUUUCUUUCCAAUCCCACUCCCAAGACAGAUGAAAUUGACUUGGUGACCGAUGGGUGGACAAGAUUUCGUUCAUACGCCGCAACAAUUGGAGGAGAAUCGAAUGUAGAUCCCAAUUUUCUCACGCUCAUUAGGGAGUUGGAUAAAUCCAGGCAGGACGCCCUCCGCCAGAGUAUCCGUGACACUGUUCGUAAAGAUAACAUCGCUGAAGCACUGCUGCCAGUGCACCCCGGAUGGUGCAAGAGACCGUGCUUUCACGAUACUUACUUCCAGGUUUACAACUCUCCACAUGUUCAGCUCGUGGCCACUCGGGGCCAAGGCGUAACACGUCUGACUCGCGGGGGGGUUUUGCACGGGGACACGGAAAUCGAGCUAGAUCUCAUUGUACUAGCAACCGGAUAUGAUUCGAGCAACUUGUGCCCAUCUUUUCGUGCUAAUUUAGAGGUCAUCGGUCAGGACGGACGAUCAAUGGAACAAAAAUGGUCCAAUGGAGUUGCAACAUUGCACGGUGUAUUAACUCGAGGCUUUCCAAAUUUCUUCUUCCCAGGCCUAUCGCAGGCGGGUGUCACCGCAAACCAGGUAUAUAUGUUUGAACAGGCUGCUGCACAUGUAUCAUAUAUUAUCCAAAGUGCACUAGGCCGUGCGAAUAAAUCUGGCCGAAUUGCCGUGCAUCCCACGCAUGAAGGCGAGGAAGACUGGGCAACACGAACAGUGUUGAGCUCACAUGCUUUCGCAGCUGCGGGACAAUGUGGACGAGAAAGUUAUACUUUGUCAAGUAGUCAUGGCAGGAGCGAGACAGAGAAGAAACAGCUUGCUCGAAAGUCACCUUGGGGCGCAGGAAUGGCUCAAUAUGUCAAGAUCCUAGAGCAGUGGAGGGCUACUGGAGAUUUAGAAGGGUUGGAGUUCAUUCACGGUGACCAGAACUAA